AUGGUUAGCGUUGCAGUAUUAGGAUCAUCCGGAGGCAUUGGCCAACCACUCUCACUCUUGUUGAAGCUGGACCCUCGCGUGUCCAGCUUGAGAUUGUACGACUUGAAGAUGUCCCACGGGAUCGCCACCGAUUUGUCGCACAUGGACUCCAACUCCAUCUGCGAGGGCUUCAACACCGACGAGAUCGCGCUCGCGCUCAAGGGCGCCCAGAUCGUCGUCAUCCCCGCGGGUGUCCCAAGAAAGCCCGGGAUGUCACGUGAUGACCUUUUCAAGAUCAACGCCAAGAUCAUCAAGUCGUUGGCGUUGCAAAUAGCCGAGCACGCGCCCGAGGCGCGCGUCCUCGUGAUCUCGAACCCGGUCAACUCCUUGGUGCCCAUUGUGUACGAGACUUUGAAGAGCGUCGGCAAGUUCGAGCCGGGUAAAGUGAUGGGAAUUACCACAUUGGACAUUAUCCGCUCACACACGUUCCUGGUGGACGUCUUGGGCCGCAAGGCGUACAGCGUCGAGAAGUUGCGCAGCGCGGUUACUGUGGUGGGCGGCCACUCGGGCGAGACCAUUGUUCCGAUUUUCACCGACCAGAAGUUCUACAGGCGUCUCAGAGACAGAGAGCUCUAUGACGCGUACGUGCAUAGGGUCCAAUUCGGCGGAGACGAGGUCGUAAAGGCCAAGGACGGCAGCGGUAGUGCUACUUUGUCUAUGGCCUGGGCGGGUUACAGUUUUGUGAAGCAGUUGCUCAACAGCUUGCACCUAGAAACAGGCGAAGACGUGCAUCCGAUCCCAACGUUUGUGUACUUGCCGGGUUUACCGGGCGGGAAGGAGCUCCAGCAGAAGUUGGGCACCUCUGUUGAGUUUUUUGCCGCGCCCGUGAAGCUUUCCAAGGGUAUUGUGGUUGAAGUUGAGCACGACUGGGUCGACAAGUUGAACGAUGCCGAGAAGAAGUUGAUUGCAAAGUGUCUUCCAAUCCUUGACAAGAACAUCAAGAAGGGUCUCGCCUUUUCGCAGCAGACAAAGUUGUGA
Molecule: messenger RNA, 1017 nt
Organism: Kluyveromyces marxianus DMKU3-1042
Lineage: Eukaryota; Fungi; Ascomycota; Saccharomycetes; Saccharomycetales; Saccharomycetaceae
Gene: MDH3
Product: malate dehydrogenase MDH3
Exons: 1
Coding region: 1-1017 (338 amino acids)
Biological process (GO): tricarboxylic acid cycle; malate metabolic process
Cellular component (GO): mitochondrion; cytoplasm
Molecular function (GO): L-malate dehydrogenase (NAD+) activity
Source: RefSeq, a predicted model, not a curated record